UUUUUUAUAUAUUUGUAUUUAUUUAUUCUAAUGAGAAUCUUCAAAAAAAAAAAACAUGGAUAAUUUUGUAAAAAGAACAGUUGAUGUAGCCAUUGAUGACGAUAUUGGAUUUGAAUCUCUAUUACUUUCGCCUGAUGUUUUAUUGGGGUUAAAGGCUGUUGGAUUUGAUCGACCAUCUCCCAUACAACUGCAAUCAAUACCUUUAGCAAAGUGUGGAGCAGACUUGGUUUGUCAGGCAAAGAGUGGUACUGGUAAAACGUGUGUAUUUGCUGUUACUGCUUUAGAAUCAAUCAAUUUAUCUUUAUCAAAACUACAGGUGCUGGUGUUGGCUCCAACAAGAGAAAUCGCACAUCAAAUUCAUGAUGUCAUUAUGAAAAUUGGUCAAAAAAUGAAAUCAUUAAAAUGCUCACUUUUUAUUGGUGGAAUGCCAAUACAACAUGAUGUGGAUAGUAUUAAAUCCUGUCACAUUGCAAUCGGAACACCAGGCAGGAUUAAAAGUUUAAUUGAAAGCAAUAUUAUGUUAACAAAGUCGAUUCGAUUGUUUGUGCUUGAUGAAGCUGAUAAGUUAUUGGAAGAAGGUUUUCAAGAACAAAUUAAUUGGAUAUACUCUACGCUUCCUAAACAAAAACAAGUUUUGGCACUCUCAGCUACAUAUCCUCAGCAUUUAGCAGAUUACUUGAGUAUUUAUAUGAAUGAGCCUAUUCAUGUUAGAAUUAAUACUGAUGAUUUGAACUUAAAAGGUGUAAGACAAAUGUUUACUACUGUGAAACAUCACGCUCUGCCCAACCUUCUUUAUAAUGAAAAGUGUGAAGCUUUAUUAAACUGUAUUGAAAAUGUACCAUUUCAUCAAUGUAUGGUUUUUUCAAACUAUCAAUCCAGAGCAUCUCAUCUUUGUACUUUGUUGAACAAAAAAGGAUGGCCCUGUACUUUCAUUGCAGGAAGCCAACUGCAACCAACCAGAUUAAAAGCUAUUUCUGAACUAAAAAGUUACAGUUGCAGAAUCCUAGUAACUACAGACUUGAGUGCACGUGGAAUUGAUUGUGAUAAAGUUAAUUUGGUUGUUAAUCUUGAUAUGCCAUGGGACACUGAAACUUAUCUUCAUCGUGUUGGGCGUGCUGGACGCUUUGGUACUUAUGGGCUUGCUAUAUCCAUUGUGUCCGGUGCAGAUGAAAUAAAAAAGUUGAUUGAAGUUAGUGAGAACAUCAAUUGUGAUAUUGUUCAACUGCCAGAUGAUUUAAGUCAAUUAUCUGACACAAGUAGAAAAAUUGUGAAUGAAAAAACUAUAAAAGACAUGUCAGAUGAACUCCUAUUCAAUAAAACGAACUUAUACACUGAUCGAUCAAAUCAAAAAGAAAAUCGUUUGGGAUUGCCAAUUAAAAAGGAUUGUAGUAUUACUCUUGAUGCGGCAAUGAGUGAAAAAUCUGUUAGUCAAAACGUUCUAGAUUUAAAAGAAGUCAAUGUAACGUCUAAAAUAUCUGAAGCAAAUAACAUUAAAGAAAAGAAUUCAGCUUUUGAAAAUUCUUGUGAAUCUGAUCAACUUUCGGAAGCAACAAAAACUCUUUCAAUACACGAAAAAAUACCUAUUAAAAAUUAUAAUAACUGUUUGUUUUUGGCCCAAUCCAAUAGCAUUGAUAAAAAUGUUUUGAAAAUGAUAGAAGAAACUAAUUCAGUAAUUCUAAAUCAGGCAUAUUCAGUAAAUAAGGAGUCUAUGAGAUUUACUAAUGAUCCAAGUGAUGCAUCAAACGAUAACUUUUCGGUUCUAAGUAGUUCAACAAUUGUUGAAAAAUCUCCAAGUUUUGUUACAGAUAAUAAAUCAGUUUCGACUAGUCUAGUAAAUAAUAUAGAAUCUGCUUCAGGCUGUGAAACGAGCGAUAAAGAAUUGGCUUCAAAUAUUGCAACUUGUGACAAUAAUAUAACUCUAAGUAUUGUAAGUAAUGAUAAAGAAUUGUUUCCAAAUAUGGUAACUAACGAUAAUAAAUUGGGUUCAAUGAGUAAAAUGUUAUCAAUUAAUGAUAAAGAUAAAAAAAAAUUGCUUUCAGAUAAACUUCCUAAAUAUUUGUCAUUGUUUUCUAAUCGACCAACAAAAACUAAUUUAGAUAACCAAGAAAACAAUUUUCCUGAAAUUGAUUCCGCAGAGAAUCCAAAGAACAAAAAUCUAGCAUUAAAUACAGUAUUUGCUAAAUCAAUUCCAGAUAAAGUUAAAAAAGUACCGCAAACAAUUUCCAAAUUUAACCCUAUGGCAACUUGUUUAAACUUGAUGGAUUUUUCAACUUUUACUGUUAACAAUCAAAUGACUGAAAAUCGAAUUGAAAUGAACCAAUUACCAAACGAUAAAUGUAGUUAUUUGUUAGAGUUACCAAAUAACGAUUGUAAUGGUAAUGGUGAUGAUAAAAACAACAAUGAAUCAGAUUGUUUCGAAUAUACAGCUUGCUCUAAGGGAGCUUCAGCACACUUAGAUGUUGACCAUAAGUUGUCGAGUUCUGAUUUUAGUCAGUCUGACCUUAGUGACCUUGAUGAUCAUCAUGAUUCUGAUCAUUUUACUGAAAGUUUAUCUGAAGACGAAAGUAAAAUAUCGGAAGAAUUUUUAGACUAUACCGACCAUGGUGAGACACCAGAUGAUAGAUCACUUAUUAGAGACUCUCCGAAUCAUCUUGAUUUUUCAUCUAAUAUUUCUGUGUAUGAAUAUUCCAGUGGUGUACAACAUUUCAAUCAUAUUACUACUCUUCAAAAGUCUUCUUCGACUAAAACUUGGAAUCAGCCACGAUUUGUUGAAUGUUUUGGUCAAGCUUAUUUAAAACACAUAUCAGAAAUUAUACGAUACCAAACAAAAUACCAAAAAUUAUAUAAACAAGAAUAAAUUUUUGUUUUGCUUAA
This is a messenger RNA of Hydra vulgaris (swiftwater hydra), 2874 nucleotides long. Its product is annotated as probable ATP-dependent RNA helicase DDX20. Gene Ontology annotation, cellular component: SMN complex. Gene Ontology annotation, molecular function: RNA helicase activity; ATP binding; RNA binding. NCBI's taxonomy places the organism in Eukaryota, Metazoa, Cnidaria, Hydrozoa, Anthoathecata, Hydridae. The record is from RefSeq and is a predicted model, not a curated record. Gene Ontology annotation, biological process: spliceosomal snRNP assembly.